Molecule: messenger RNA, 360 nt
Organism: Musca vetustissima
Lineage: Eukaryota; Metazoa; Arthropoda; Insecta; Diptera; Muscidae
Product: lectin subunit alpha-like
Exons: 2
Coding region: 1-360 (119 amino acids)
Molecular function (GO): signaling receptor activity
Source: RefSeq, a predicted model, not a curated record
AUGACAUUAGUAGUCAUCGAUACAGCGAAAAAGAAUGGAAUUAUUGGCAACGUAUUACGUGAAAAAUUUGAAAAAGGUCCCGAUUUUUGGUUGGAUGGCAACAAUCUUGGACUGGAGGGUAAAUUUAGAUGGUCUUCAACUGGCAAGCCUUUUGAGUUCUUCAAUUGGGCGGUUGGUCAACCGGACAAAUAUGAAAUCAACGAACAUUGUGUCCAUUAUCAAGAGGAUUUUAAAUGGAACGAUGCAGAGUGCACAAGGAAAAUGGGAUUCAUUUGCGAAGAAAAUAGUUUUUGGCGCUAUGCUCGACACGACAUGGAAGCGAAGAAAAUUGCCAUCGAUAAAUUAUUUGCGAAGCAUUAG